Messenger RNA from Mytilus californianus (California mussel), 2622 nucleotides. RefSeq lists its product as uncharacterized. The transcript is spliced from 10 exons. Lineage: Eukaryota; Metazoa; Mollusca; Bivalvia; Mytilida; Mytilidae. The record is from RefSeq and is a predicted model, not a curated record. Bases 275 to 2440 code for a protein of 721 amino acids.
ACAUUUUUAUUGCAAGAUAUAAAUCAUCCCAAGAUGGCGAUUUAAAGGGUAUGGAUUGAUGUCGUCACCCUUCUUUCACACCAGUUAUCACAACAAACCUCGGAUGGAAAAACUAUUGUUUUAAUUUUGGAUAAUGUAAUUAUCUGUGUCAAUAAUAAUUUGUGAUGUUAAUUUAUUGAUGAAAAAUAUACGAAAACAGGAGAAGUAAAUAAAUCUUAAAGGUAAUUUCAUCUAGAAUUUGUUGGAUUUCUCAAGGAAACCUGAACAUGAGAAAAUGCCGCUUCCUAUAACGUCUUCAGUGGACUAUAGACUAUUGGAGUGCAAUACAUAUUUACCUAUUUUGAACAAAAUAAUAUUUGAUGAGUUGACUGAGCUACUCAGGGAACUUUUACAGCAUUCUAUUGCCAAUUCUAAAAUAGAAGACUAUUAUCAUGCAGUUAAAAGAAAGUUAAAGAGACGAUUUACCCAAAGAGAAGAAGAACUCAUAUUCAAUGCUUCAAGAACUGGAUACCGACCUUUCGACAUAACAGUCAUAGCGGUACUCCUUCGACAUUUUUACGAGAAAAACAAUGUUGAAACACAUAUAACAUCACUGAUCAGAAUUAGAAACGAGUUAUGUCAUUUAAAAAAUACAAAUAUAACAGAAUCACAGUUUGACAUCUAUUUUGGCGAGUGCUGUGACAUAGCCUUUGCUUUGGAGGAAUACCUGAAGAAACCGAAGUUUUUGGUGCAGAAAUUCCAAAUUAUAUACGAAGUUAACACACGUUCCAAACAAGAUAGAAAUGGCAUACAAAUAGAAACAAUAAAACAUUCAUUGUUGGAUCUCGAACUCGCAUGUGAAGGCAUACAUUGUUCAGAAUGGGAGGAAAGACUUGAAUUCUUGGAGGAAAAUAUAAGUCAGAUAGACAGAGAAAUAAAUGAAAGCCAUAGAAAACUGGUUUAUUUGAAGAAAUAUGUACAGCAAGUGAAGGAGAAAUUUGAUGCACCAGAAGAAAAACAGUGGUUUGGAACUUCAAAAGACGAAGAACAAAUUGAGACUUAUGGACUUAAAUGUAGACAGAAAGUCGCAAAUGCCAGGACUAAACUUCAUCUGCCUUUGUGCAAAUCAGAAGAAUCUAGCCGAGAACAUGAUAAGCUCAGAUGUAAAUGGCAAAUGAACAAACAACCUCCUAUACGUUCGUAUGGAUUAGAGACUGUAAAUAGAAAUGCAGAAUAUGGUAUCAUAAAAUGUGUUGUUGAAAAUUUACUACCGAACGUUCAACAGGAGUUUACAGAAAAAAAUAAUAUUAAAGCAUAUAAUGGAAGAAGUUCAAAGGACAAAGAAACAUUCCACAAUUCUGCAGUUUUUUCCACUUUAAAAAAAUGGGAUAAGAAAUCUAAUGUUUUGAUGCCAAACCAGUCAAAUAAUGAAGAUCGACCAGUGGUUAGCAUAAGAAAUGUAACUAAAUAUAGUUGUGGUUUAGGAACAAUUGCUUGUGUUAACAAGGAAACUACCAGGAAUGAUACCCUGUUGUUUAAACCAGACCCUGUGUUUGAAACAAUCAAUCAGUUUUCAGAUGAAGUUGCAGGAAUCUGUCCAAAACUUUCAAAAACAGAAACAAAUGAAGCCGCCAAAAUGGAAUACACACGAAAACCAGUAGACUUUCCCUUAAUAGUUUGUGAAAAGGACCCGGAACCGGAAUCCCGUUCAACAUUUUCACCGCCACUCGAUCACAAUUAUUUCAAUUCAAAUAAAAUUGUUGUACCAGUAGGUAAUGGAGAACAUCGUCAACAUAGACAAUCUUACAAACCACAUUCACUGAAAAAAAUCAGUGAAGUUAUCUUGUUGGCAAAACAACUAUCCGAUGUGAAACCCAAAGCAAGAAAGUUAUAUGAAACUGUAUGUGUUUUGAUGAGAAACAGGAAUAGAAGAAGGAGAAAAAAGAUGAAAGACCGUUUGAAUGAUCUGGGAGUAGAUUGGAGGAUGGGUGUUACAGAACUUGAAUUAGAAGAUAUACCUCAAAGUAUUGGUUGUUAUUGUGGAACAGCUGUUGUACUCCAUUCAGAACAUAAAGAAGACUACCAUGACGCAGAAUAUUUUCUUAAAGAAGUGAACAGAAUAUUGCCAGAGGUCAAAAUAGAGCUUCAAGAAGAGGUGCGAUUGCCAGGAAAGAGAAAACUUGACGUACGGCCGUAUUUUUCUAGACAAUAUAUUUUUGUGUUAUUAUCUAAUUACAAGAAAUCGCAAACGUUUAAAUACAUAGUCGACAUGUGCUUGCUGUUAUCCUUACAGGAGGAGGAUAAACAUGGAAGAGUUAUUCCCGUUUUGUUUAGAAAGGAAGAUGAGCUACCUGACGCGUUUCUUCUAAAAGAACCAAUAGAACAUUAUGAUCAAAGUUCAAUGAAUAGACUGACACUUUUGUUUAAACCAAAACUACAAAGAUCGAUGUCUUGUUUGUGAUACCGGUAAUACAAAUGAAGGUUGAACUGUCUUAGUAUACAGUGUGAGUUGAUUCGCUGUUCUAUAAAAGUUGUUUAAUAUAAUGAUCGCCACAUUUUUGUAUAUUUAUGAGAAUUUGUUAUCUUACUUUAUUAUUUUAUUCAAUAUAUGAUGCAAUUUAUACUAAUAAAUCUUAAAACAUU